AUGAAUACAGAAUACAUUCCGCCACCCCUCCCCCCUCCCUUCGCACACACAACCCCUCCACCAACCCUCCUCGCCCAAGGCGCCGAAGCACGACUCUACAAAACCACAUUCCUGACCUCCGACACACCCGCUGCACUCAAAAUCCGACCUACAAAACCCUACCGCCACGAACUGCUUGACCGGCGUCUAACCCGUCAACGCGUACUGCACGAGGCAAGAUGCUUAAUGAAACUCGUCCGGGAAGGGGUCAGCGUGCCCGCCGUACUAGCUCUAGACUGGGAUCCUGCUACGCCCGCGGAUGGCACGAGGUCGGUUGGCGCGUGGAUGCUUAUGGAGUGGAUUGAUGGGUUGGCUGUGAAGCAUAUAUUGGAGCGGUGGGAGAAAUGGAUGAAGAAAUCUAUUACUUCCAAUGAUUCGCAGUUCAACAAAGAGGAGGAAGAGGGUAAAGUGAAAGAAUUGAUGAAGAAAAUCGGCCGCACGGUGGGAAGUAUGCACAAGGUUGGGGUCGUGCAUGGAGAUCUGACAACGAGUAAUAUGAUUCUGAGACCGCUUGAUUCUGCACCGUCAGGCGUCACAGAGUCGCCCUCGAUGAUGGGCGAUAUUGUGCUUAUUGAUUUUGGACUUGCUAGCACGAGCUCUGCUGAGGAAGAUCGUGCGGUUGAUCUAUAUGUUCUGGAGCGCGCAUUUGGAAGUACGCAUCCAAUGACUGAGGAUUUCUUUUCUGAGAUUCUGGAUGGCUACGCGGAGAGUUUCAAGGGCGCAAAAUUGGUGCUCAAGAAAUUGGAGGAUGUGCGGAUGCGCGGCCGAAAGCGAAGUAUGCUUGGUUAG
Talaromyces amestolkiae is the source of this 828-nucleotide messenger RNA. RefSeq lists its product as uncharacterized. Gene Ontology annotation, cellular component: cytosol; nucleus; EKC/KEOPS complex. Gene Ontology annotation, molecular function: ATP binding; protein serine/threonine kinase activity. Bases 1 to 828 code for a protein of 275 amino acids. The transcript has a single exon. NCBI's taxonomy places the organism in Eukaryota, Fungi, Ascomycota, Eurotiomycetes, Eurotiales, Trichocomaceae. Gene Ontology annotation, biological process: protein phosphorylation. The record is from RefSeq and is a predicted model, not a curated record.